GGCCACCCGAGGCUGUGCGAAACUGUCGUGUGAGCAACCAAACCUCAGUCUCACUGGCGGUCGAGUGCGAUCCGGGUGACCAUGGGGGACUGCGGCAGACCUUUCACCUGGAGGUGUACAACUCGGCCUUGGAGCUCCUGCAGCGCAACCUCAGUUCCUCGGAGGGCGCGUCGUUCGUGGUGCGUGACCUGCCGCCCGGCACUGCCUUCAUACUAGUACUCUACGGUUCCAACUCCAAGGGCCGCAGCAACAGCGUCUCCAUAUCCACCAACACGCUGCCCUCACCCGAGAGGAGGACAGCUAACACGGACAUCACAUCAGUGAGUCCAGUGCUUGGUGUCCUGAUCGGCAUCGUGGGAGCUCUUGUGCUGGUGGCCAUCGUUAUCGUGGUCGUAAUGCGACUCCGCGGAGACGACAGCGAGAAGCGUGCUACUGAGGAGAGUCCAUAA
Rhipicephalus microplus (southern cattle tick) is the source of this 449-nucleotide messenger RNA. Its product is annotated as irregular chiasm C-roughest protein. The record is from RefSeq and is a predicted model, not a curated record. Gene Ontology annotation, molecular function: protein binding. NCBI's taxonomy places the organism in Eukaryota, Metazoa, Arthropoda, Arachnida, Ixodida, Ixodidae.